AAUGCAAGUGUUUGGACUUACCAGGCGCGCAUAAUUCGUAUCUUGUAUGCUAUCAUCGUUACGUUUGUUGGUCGGAUGCAGCGGAAAUUAGAACAAUUACCUGGUCUUAGUAAUGUGACUGGGAAAUACACAAAAAAGUGUACAGAUGAACCAUACCCUCGUUUGUUUGUACGCAAUACGAGUGAAGGUAGGAAUGAUGUCACAAUCCAAAUGAAUAAAGUCAAGCCAGAAAGUUCGGGAGUUAAUAGUUCUGAUGUCUCAUCUCUUGUAUGGCCUUCGAAUGCCACAAAGUCUUCAACCAUGCAACCCCGAUCGGACUUCGCUAAUAGCUCUGAUUACUUACCAGUGAAUCACAAAUGUCCGAACAUUCAUGUCGCUAAACCUCAGUAUGUAACUCCGAAAUCGUCAACACCACACCAAUCUUUGAUAUCUAGUGGACCAAACAUGUCUUCAGGAGGAAAGGUGAGGCCUCAGAAAUCAAAUAUUCCUGUUAAGCCACAAGAUAUACAACGUACCAAACGAUAUAUGAAGGAAGUAGUGAAAUCGUCAUCAUCAGGAAGUGUGUCCGCACUUCAGUCUAAACCUACAGGUGUGAUAAUAGCCACUCCAUGUUCUCCACAGGUUAAUGAACAGGGUCUCACCAGGUCAUUUGAUAGUUUUUCUGUGAGUGGAAGAGUGGCUUCAUCUAGUUCAUUUUCUGGAAGUGAAGAAUCAUUUCAUACAGUCUCUGAAAGGGUGUCGUUUUUGAAUGGAAAAGAUUUUAGUCAAAGAUUGUUACCUAGUCCAUGCAAUGUGUCAGGUUAUUCUUAUGAGACAGAGGACAGGAUUCCUUCAACAAGAGAACAUUCACGUGACCGAUCAUCCAAUACUCAGCCACCAAAUUUACUGAAUGUUACGAAGAACUCACCUGGAGGUGCUAACUUUCAGCAGUGUUGUAAGAGAUUCUCAGAUGAUCAGGAGACUUACCCGCUAGGAGAUGAACAGAUAUGUAAUAGAAUAGGUCGGAUAAAUCUCUCGGAUAAUGGACCGGCUGUUUCACCUAUGCGUAUCGACAACGACUCAUCAUUCCAGUCCACAGAACGACAUAUUUCGUACUCUGGUAGUCAGGAAAAACAAGACACGAGUGAACUUAAGAGAAAACCCAUUAUACAACUAUAUGGUCUUCAACCGAGGCACGCCUCAUGGAAUGUUGGUAAGUAUAUACAAAUGAAUUAUGUCCAAUCUGUUCCGGAUUGAACUCUUUAACUAAUAAAAUAUGUAAAAUAUCUGUCACCGGGAUUAGGUUCGACGGUCAUAACUAUCAUUUUGGUGCAAUAUGAUGUUUAUACAUCAUCAGAAACAUAUGAUUAUGAUAAAAAUUCAAACUCUAUGGGAAGAAAGUUUUUGUUACUAAUUGUGAUUCUUUUGUAACUAAAUAUUUGCAACUCUACCAACCAACCCAUUUUGUUCUUAGAAGAUGAUUUAACAGCUUAAUAAGAAUAUACCUAUUUAGCGAUCGCUCGUGAUGCUGCCUGGUAAUUGCUUCCUUGCUUAAAUCACAAAACUUUGAAUUUUUUCCACGGUAAAAAGCAUUUUGUAAGUUUCUUCACCAACUGGUAUUGUGAUUGAACUAAGUUACAACAUUAGAACAUUUUAGGAGUUUAUUACCCCGUAGUUUCACAGACAGUUUUCAGAAAAUAAAAAUGCGCUUUAAUGCUCAAUGAUCAUAAAACAAAAUACUUAUGAAGAAUCUGUAUCUUUUUGGUCUCUUUUUGUCACAUGUAAACUGUGAAUAUUACUUUAUAUGCUUUGGCGAAGUAUCAAAUAUUCAACAACAAUGACCAGGCAAAGCCUGUCACUUCUUGAGCUUGCUCCCGAUUUAAACAUUUUUAAAAGUAUAUCUAUUAUGCCGCCAUUAUAAUUGUGCUUUGCAUUCAAACUAAUUUACUGAAAGUAUGUUGAGACUGACCAUGUUUCCUGAAGGCAGAAAACACGGUCUAUUUUUUACUUUCCCUCGACCAAAGCUAUAAAUUAAACUUAUCGGUCAUCACACUAACCACGGUUUGUGGCCAGCUGGAUAUGUCGCUUUUACCUAACCAGUUUACUAACUCGUUCUAUUCUUUUUAUUUAAAUGAAUAACUAUAUUUUAUUAGGUUUUUCAAAUAUAGCUGGAUUACCAGAUGCUCGAAUGCCGGGUUCACAGUGCACGCAAGACGCUUUGGAACAUUACUUGUCAGAUUUGGUAGCAGAUGAGCAGAGAAUGAUGGCAAGUAGUCCUUGUACGGGUUUGGCGCAUCCUUAUUGCGAAACAACGUCUGGUUGUGUGAAUCCAUCAGUUUCUCCAAAAUCUGGUGAGACUGAGAAGAAAAUGUGCUCGACAGAUUUAUUACAGUUUUUGGAGCAACGCAUUGAAAAUGCUUUGAGGAAUAUGACGUCUAUGGGUAUGCUCAAAAUAUAAAUAUUCCUUAAAUGAAACCAGGCUAGAUUGAGACUAUUUAUUUUUCUCAAGAAUAUAAUAAAGAAUUAACUACUCUAUGUAAUUUAGUCCGAAUGUUUUAGGUGUUCCUUUCAGUUUUUACUUUAAACUUUCCAUUACUGUUCUCAGGAGAAACAAAUUACAAGUUUUUAAUGAUUUCCCCCUUUUUACAUGCGAAAUUCUGGACAGUUUGUUAACAUUUCAUCAAUCGAUCUACAUAACUCAUCGACGAACUGUCUUUUCAUUUUAAUUUGGUUUUCGAAUUUUCCAAAAAGUCUUAUAUCAGUAUAUCACUACUUCAAACUCAAAGACAGUACAAUUUAGUAUUUCAAUAGGGACACUAUUUUUUCCCCACUUUCUAUAUGCUUCGUAGCAAGCUUCAAUUUUUGAGUAUUAGCACAAGUUUAUCAUUUAGAUAUCAGGAACCCACUUCUACCCUUUAAUUGACUAUUAUUUUUUAGGCUAGUUUUCCAGUUAAAUUAUGUAACUAAGCUUAUUCUUUUACUGUAUUGCAUUCAUUAACUACAUAAAUUUAGGCUUGAGUAUUUUUUGAUAAUGUGAAAAGUGUUAUCUUCAUAAAUAAAAUAAGUGUCCAAGAGAAUUUAUUUGGCUUACGAAGCUAACUGAAAAACAAAAUUACUCUUUAGUAUAAAUUUGUCUUGAAUAAAUUGACUGUUGUAACGGAAUUUAAUUGGUAGUUUUAUCCCCGGUUUUGUUUUAUAUAAAACAAGUAGAUAGAGUUUUUAUAAUCACUGUGGCUAAUGUUAAUAUGACUGUGCGACUAUAUAAAUUACUAUGCCUUGGUAGAGUUCUUACUAAAUUCUUUUUUAUGGGUAGUGAUAAAUAACACGUGCCUCUUCUUUCUAAAUGUUUGUGAAUAAGUGAAGUUUUUAAACCUUUAAAUAUUUUUCUUGUUUUGGAUUAUUAGACUCAAAACCAUACCCUUAUCAUAGUACACAAAAUCGGAUGCGCCCCAAUAGAAGUGCUUCCUUAAAUCCAGUUUGCGAACCUCGAGUAAAAGGUGUUGAGUCACCGUCAAUGGCUGGGAAUAUCUUUCAAAAUCAACCGACAUUUGAAAAUAAUGAUUCACAACAGGUUUAUUCCAACGAAAACUCUGCUACGCCUCUAAAUAGACAACACAUUAGUUCUUAUUCAGAUGAACGCCCAAGCCAAACUUACGCAGAAAGCAAUGUGCUUCAGCAAUUUAAUUUCGAUGAGUUGCAGUAUCUUCUUAAAGCUGUCAGAGAUUUGUUGGUGUUACGCACUUCUUCUGCAUACACAAAUGCUUCACUGAGACAAGAUGGAUCCAAAAUGACUGAACUGGAUAAACCACGCAAGCAUGGUAAAACUGAACGGAAUGAAACAUGUGCGGUGUCAAACAGAGAUGAUCAGAGUAUGUGUACGGAGUCACCAUAUAUAGCUAGAUCAUUAUCAAGCAGUCGUAGUAGCAGUGCUGUGAGGAACAAUCGCUUUGAGGUGACGUCAGAAUCUCGAGGUAGCCGACUGAGUUCCGGAAUAUCCGAAGACGGUAGCCAUUCAAAUGCUGACUUAAUGCAUCAGCGUCUACCCAUAGGUUUCCAGCAUUUUGAGCGGUAUUUGGAUAGUAAAUUUGGCCCAGAUCACCCAACUAACAACGCUUUCACAAACAGUUCGGAUGUUCAGUUAAAACCUGAGUCAUGUGCGAAAACAAUGCAAACGAGUUCAGGAAAUUCCUCCUCAGCAUUGUCGGGAAAUUCAUCUGACCACAAUUCACACAUGUUAACUAAACAAAAACCACACAGUUCCAUUCCAAUGAAUCUAGGAACUACUCAAACAGGUAAUAUCACCACUAACAAGGCUGAAGAGACCGUCAAUCGCUCUUCUACAACACUCGUUUCGCAACACCCCAGUAAUUUAAACGAAGUUUCCUGUCCAAUGUAUACGAACUUGCAGUCUGAUUAUUCAGGACAAACAGAAUGGAAUUUAGAUGAAAAACUAACAAUGACUAGUGAAUCUUGUGCUUCAACAUCUAACCAACCUGGUUUGGUCACACAUUCACAUAACAGUGGAUACGUAUCUGUUCCCCUCAUAAAUCACUCAAGCUCUUCUCAUACUGGAAACGCAGAUAGCAAUACUAAUCAUACGAAUUACUGCACAGAGUCAAAUAACAUAUAUGCUCCCGAUCUUCAACAGGGACAAGCAACUUCUUGGCCACCGAAUUGGUAUCAGUGGUACAUUUCUUCUCACAUGUUUCCACAAAGGCAUCCAUCAUAUUCACAAUUUCCCUACCACCAUUACUAUUACCCACACCUGAAACAACAACAACAAUUCGGUCUUGAUCAUACAGUUUUUUCACAACGCAUGAAUCGUUUAGUCACGCCUUUAUCUUAUGUGAUGAAUUCUCCUCCAAACUAUUCGCCAUCGGGGCAUUUUUGCUGCAUGGAUCCAAGCCAUGGACACGUAUACGAAGGCAAUUGUACAUCCCCUUUGACUGAAAGUUGCCAUUUCGUCUCCUAUGAUCCACAGACUACAGAAAACCCACUACAAGCAACAGCAGCCGGUGGUCUAUGCUCAUGUGCAAAUCCUGAUGGAAUCAAACGAUUUGCCAAUAUAAACUACACCUAUUCGGAUAGAAUCCUAGCAAAUUCUUAUGCAGCUUAUAGACCGUCAGGUGUGUAUUCACCUCCACCUGGUUAUCCUUGGUUUCCUUGCAUGAACGCUGUUCGCUGGGAUCCAUUUUCUUAUAGUAACAACAAUAACCUAGAAAAUUACAAUUGGAAUGCUUAUUUUCAACGUCCGACUUAUGGACGAUUUACAAAUUGUAUGCCUCGUUCUGGUAGCGCAAAUGCUGGGUUUACAUAUUCGUCUGAAACAGAUAAUUUAUCAAGUCAUACAUCUGAACGUGGAGCAGCUUCAGAACUUGAUAGAUUUAAACAAAAUAGCAAUCGUUGUGAGCAUUAUUAUGCAGUUAAUCCAAGUAACCAGGUAUUUAUACUGUCAGAUCAAACAAAUGAUGCACAAAGCUUCUUUCAUCACAAUAAUAAUAAUGGUAACGUUUUACAGUCUCCGGCUUUACGCUCAAUGACUAAUUCGUUUAGUGCCAAUGAUUUAGCCGCUUAUCAUAAUCAAAGUAGAAUAGGAAUGAGAUAUACUAAGUCAAGUUUUGAUUUAGCUCCAGAAUUACCCGUUGAACCGGGAUUAGCUUUAAUGGAUCAUUCUAAUUUCUAUUCAAAAAUUUCAUCAUUAAUUGAAAUGGACAACAAUAGUCGUUUAAUUUUACCGAAUGGAUGGUCUGAAAGACGAUCAGGUCUUGGUCGAUCAUAUUAUACAUGUGAUUCAACCAGAAGAUCCACAUGGAAUCAUCCACUUAUUGGACCGUAUGUACCACUGGGAUGGGAACGUGUUGAUUCAAGUCAAUCAGGUGUUUACUAUCAAAAUUUGCUUAUUCCUCACUGUCAACGUCAUCAUCCCAACCUCUGGAUUAAUGCUCCUUUAAAAGAUCCUGAAGUAGAACGUAAAAGUUUCUUUACCGAUCUACGUAAACUACAAUUAUCCCUACGGCAUAAUUUGCUUGCUUGCCAUAGUGAAGUGGGUGCAUAUAAAAAUGCUAACUCAGAACAAGAACAAUACUUUAUAAGCCGAUUUCGAUAUUUGAAAUUAGAGUCCCUAAUGGGAAUGAUUUAUGGUUUGGAUCAACUGUUCUACCAAGAUCUUCAUGCUUUAGUGGUAUCCUUCGAACAAGAAAGAAUGUCAGUAGUUUCUCAUAUGUUUGCGAUUCGACCGCCAGAGAAAACCUUCCCCCAGUUUACAGAUCCUUAACUUAACCCUCAUUUAUACGUUAAUCCUUUAAAAUUUGUUAAAGUGUUUGAUUUCUUAUUCAUUUAAUUUUGUACAGAAAUCUGUGUACUAUUUACUUCUCAACAAAUGCACUAACUAUGGACUCUUUGUAAGAAUAUUCACGAGUUUGAAGUAUUUAAACUUUCAUGUUGACUAACCGGUUAGUUAUAUUACAGUGAGAUGAAACUUUUAGUAAAACAUUGAAUAUCUGCUUAAAGUUUCAAAUAUAUUCGAUACUCCUAUCAUAAUUUUGUGUUGAAAACAAUUAUCAGUGGCUAAUUGUAUUCCUUAUGAUUUAUUUCAUCUUAACUUUUCCCUGCAUCUCAGAUUUUAAAUUUAUCAUUCCUAUGAAGGACUUUCCUUCCAAAUCGAAAAGUUAUGAAGUUGUUUCACAUCCACUAGUCACCAAAAAUUGUUGGUACUGAAUCACCAUGAUUCUCAAAAAUUGUUCAUCAUAGUUCGUCUUCAAGUGGCGUCAGUAGGCUCUGUUCUCAAUACAUGCAUUAACAUGCAAUGAGAAGACACCGAAUAAAAUGUUGACGUAGUGUAACUAUUAGUUGUUCCUAGUCUACAUUUUGAACAUAUGACUCUCAAAGUUAUGGUACACC
Schistosoma curassoni is the source of this 6879-nucleotide messenger RNA. The record is from the annotation of a GenBank genome assembly. Lineage: Eukaryota; Metazoa; Platyhelminthes; Trematoda; Strigeidida; Schistosomatidae.